GUUUUUGCAGUUCUGCGGGAACUGAAUGGGGAUGACAAACCUGAAGAAGAAAUCCAAUUCUCUGCAACCUUAAUUCCUGAAAAUUGAGAUUUCGCCUCAGUUUUUAAGGUGAAUUUUCCCUAAAGUAUAGUCCUCUGCAAUUUCAUCUUCAACAUGGGUGCGAAAAUGAAAGCCAAGGUUAGAGAUGAUCCAGUCGUUGAUGGUAUGGAUGAAGAAGACCGAAAAAGUGGAAAGACGUCUAAGUCUAAGAAAGUAACAAAGGAGCACAAGGACCAGCUGCAAAGUCUACAAGAAAAGGAUCCUGAGUUCUAUAAGUACUUGCAAGAGCAUGACCAGGAACUUCUAGAAUUCAAUGAUGAAGAUGUCGAGGAUGAUGCCAAUAUUGACACCGAAGAUGACGAUGUCGAUGAAAAUGUCAAUUUCGACAUGGAAGAUGAAGAAAUGCAAGAGAUGGAAGAUGAAGAAAUGCAAGAGAUGGAAGAUGAAGAAAUGCAAUCAGCACAGGAAACUUUGGAGGAUGAUGUUUUCAAGGAGGAGAAACCAUCCAAAAAUGUCAUAACUACUGAAAUGGUUGAUUCCUGGUGUAAAUCAAUCCAAGAGGAUGGAAAACUAAGUGCAGUUCGUUCCCUCAUGAGGGCCUUCAGGACUGCUUGCCACUAUGGUGAUGAUGCAGGGGAUGACUCAUCAACAAAGUUUAGCACCAUGUCCAGUAGAGUCUUUAAUAAAAUAAUGGUCUUUGUGCUAAAUGAAAUGGACGGAAUUCUCCGCAAAUUGUUGAAACUUCCUGCUUCUGGUGGAAAGAAAGAAACCAUAUCUGAGCUUAUGAGCACAAAACAAUGGAAGACUCAUAAUCACUUACUGAAGUCAUAUUUUGGAAAUGCUCUACAUGUUCUGAACCAAAUGACUGACACAGAAAUGAUAGCAUUCACUUUACGGCGUCUAAAAUAUUCAGCUGUAUUUUUGGCUGCUUUCCCAAGCCUUUUAAGGAAAUACAUUAAGGUUGCACUGCACUUUUGGGGUACAGGAGGUGGUGCUCUUCCUGUUGUCUCUUUUCUAUUUCUUAGAGAUCUCUGCAUUCGGCUAGGAACUGAUUGUUUGGACGAAUGCUUCAAAGGAAUAUACAAAACAUAUGUUUUGAACUGCCACUUUGUGAAUACAGCAAAACUACAACAUAUCCAGUUCCUGGGAAAUUGUGUUACAGAACUCCUAAGGGUAGACCUUCCAACUGCAUAUCAGCAUGCAUUUGUUUUCAUCCGGCAAUUGGCAAUGCUUUUGCGGGAUGCACUUAAUAUGAAAACUAAGGAAGCAUUCCGCAAGGUCUACGAGUGGAAGUUCAUGAAUUGUCUUGAACUUUGGACUAGUGCUAUAUGUGCUUAUGGCUCAGAACCUGAUCUUAAGCCACUUGCCUAUCCAUUGACCCAAAUUAUUUCCGGAGUUGCCCGUUUAGUUCCAACUGCUCGAUAUUUUCCACUCAGAUUGAGAUGUGUUAGAAUGCUCAACUGGAUUUCUGCAUCUACGGGUACCUUUAUACCAGUGUCUAAUCUCCUUCUGGACAUGCUGGAAAUGAAGGAAUUAAACAGACCUCCCACUGGAGGUGUUGGAAAAGCUGUUGAUUUGCGUACAAUUCUAAAGGUAAGCAAGCCUACCUUGAAGACUCGAGCCUUUCAGGAGGCAUGUGUGAUUUCUGUGAUUGAAGAACUUUCUGAACAUUUGGCUCAAUGGAGCUAUUCUGUUGCUUUCUUUGAGUCAUCAUUUAUUCCAGCAGUGAGGCUGCGCACCUUCUGCAAAACUACAAAAGUUGAGAGAUUCAGAAAAGAAAUGAGACACCUUAUUCGUCAGAUUGAGGCCAACUCUGAGUUCAUUAAUGAAAGGCGUAUGUCAAUAACUUUUCUACCAAAUGAUUCUGCAGCAAAAUCUUUUCUUGAGGAUGAGAAGAAGUUAGGGACCAGUCCUCUAUCUAAAUAUGUUGCAACUUUGCGCCAAAGAGCACAACAAAGGAGGGACUCAUUGAUGGAAUCCAGUGUUCUUGUGGGGGAAAAGUCUUCUGUAUUUGAGAGUAAAAUGGGUAAGAUACCAGAAAGUGAUGAAGAAGAUGAUAACAGGAAUGACGAAGGUGCUGCUGUUUUCAGUUCUUCCUGGUUACCAGGAAGUGAUUCCAAGGCCAAGCCUCCUAAAGAGGAGAAGAAGAAGAAGAAGAAGAAAAAGAAGAGAAAAAUGGAUGAGGAGGAAGAGGUAGCCGAUGAUGAUGAUGUUGUGGAAGACUUGGUGCUAAGUUCUGAUGAAGAUGGAUCCCCCGGCAACUCUUCAGGGGAAGAUGACAAGACAGAGCAGGUCCGUGCUAGACAGCAGAGGAAGAAACAAACCCCCCCAAAUUCCUCCAAGAAAUUUCACACAAGAAAGUUCAAGAAGAGGAAGAAAGUAAAUUGAUGAGACCCCGAACGAUUUGUGCUGAUCACUGGAUCAUCCAACAUGAUCCUGUACGUUUUGUUAAUUUUUUUUUCAUAUUAAUAUUAAUGCCGAUUUCUUGGAUUUAUUUUUUUCAAUAAUUAAAUUCUUGAGCUGGGACUCAUUACGAGCCAAUUUUCUCAAUGUGUUCAUAGACUCCAGAAUUGGUGUGAUAACACUGACAAAUUGGUAUAUAUCACUAUAUCAGAAAAGAUUGCAGAAGUUAGCUUCUUUAUUGAUGUUGAGUUUCAGACUUUAUGCAAUGCCUGUGGAAUCAAGUAUUGAAACGAACAACAACAAGAGAUGCUGGUGAAAACAGAGUCUGGGAAUUGAAUUGCAGAUGGUAAGAAGAAACUGAUCAACGGAAUAAAAGAAAGGAUUGCAGAAGGGAACAUAUGAUAAUUUAGUUUUGUUAUAUAUUUUCUAAACUUAGAUGGCUGCCUUUUGUUUGUGUUGGUCGACAUCUGAAUGUUGGAAUAUUUUCUUGAAUAAUUGUGGAACCUUUUG
Rubroshorea leprosula is the source of this 2952-nucleotide messenger RNA. The record is from the annotation of a GenBank genome assembly. Lineage: Eukaryota; Viridiplantae; Streptophyta; Magnoliopsida; Malvales; Dipterocarpaceae.